Andrographis paniculata is the source of this 2619-nucleotide messenger RNA. RefSeq names its product pentatricopeptide repeat-containing protein At1g50270. Gene Ontology annotation, biological process: RNA modification. Gene Ontology annotation, molecular function: RNA binding; protein binding. The transcript is spliced from 2 exons. The record is from RefSeq and is a predicted model, not a curated record. Bases 4 to 1845 code for a protein of 613 amino acids. Lineage: Eukaryota; Viridiplantae; Streptophyta; Magnoliopsida; Lamiales; Acanthaceae.
UUUAUGCAUUCUUCCAGAGUUUCCAACAAUUUGAGCGUCGCCGGCCGUUACCUCUGGCAGCACUUCCACCGCCGUAACCGCCUCAUCCGCCGGGAGUCACCACCGCCGGAGCUGUCAAAGUUGCAGCAAAUCCAUUCGCUUCUCGUCGUCUCUGGUUGUUUUAAAAACUCCACCUUCCUUACGAGACUGUUGCUCCACUGUGUUUCUAUCCCCACUUCUGCUUCUGCUUCCGCUUCCGCUUACGCUCUCUCCAUUUUCAACCAAAUACGCCGCCGAGAUGUCUCCACUUACAACGCCGCCAUCAGAGCCUUCAUCUUCGACCACCAAAACGCCGUUUCCCUCUAUAUUAAGAUGCGCCGGGAGGGUGUCGUCCCCAACCAGCACACCUUCCCCUUACUGUUCAAAUCCAAAACACAAAUGCCUCUACAGAUCUUCACUCAAUCAAUCAAAUUCGGUUUCGGUUCUGAUGGAUUCGUCUGCAACUCUUUGAUUUCGGUGCUCGCUGGCUACGGUCUCAUUCGUCACGCACGUCAAGUGUUCGACGAAAUGACUGACAGGGACGCCGUGGCCUACACCGCCUUAAUGGAUGGAUACGUCAAGAACAAUCGCGCAGACCAGGCGCUUGAGCUCUUUCUGGAGAUGAGAUCGUCCUCAUCAGUCGACGAAGUCGCCGUCGCCACGGCUCUCUGUGCGGUCGCCAUGACAGGCUGCAUUUGGCUCGGCCGGUGGAUUCAUGGUUUCUAUGUUGAGUCAGGGAGAGUCCUCCGAGACGUUGUCAUUGGCAGUGCUCUCAUUGACAUGUAUUCGAAAGGCGGCUGUCCCGACGACGCAGCUCAAGUUUUCCGAGAAAUGCCACGCAGAAAUGUGGUCUCUUGGAACGCUUUGUUGUCUGGUUAUGUUCAGUGCAACAGGUGCAAGGAUUCUCUGCAUCUCUUCCACAAAAUGCUGGUCGAAAAAGUCGAACCUAAUGAAGCUGUGCUAGCCACUACUCUCACAGCCUGCGCGCACCUCGGCUCGCUGAAUCAAGGGAGGUGGAUCGAUAAGUACAUCGAAGAUCACAAAAUGGAGUUGAAUUCAGUGCUCGGGACUGCUCUGAUUGAUAUGUACGCAAAAUGCGGCUGCAUCCACGACGCCUUUCUUGUGUUCCAUAGAAUUCGCACUGCCAAGGAUGUCUAUCCAUGGACUGCCUUAAUUUUCGGGCUGGCAAUGAACGGGGAUGCUCCCGGAGCUCUGACUACCUUUGACAAAAUGUUGGCCGACAGGGUGCAGCCCAAUGAGGUCACUAUCACUGCUGUUCUUUGCGCGUGCACUCAUGGAGGGCUCGUCCGCAGAGGCCAGGAAGUGUUUGCAUCGAUGGAGGACGAAUAUGGGAUAAAACCAACUGUUGAUCAUUACGGUUGUCUGGUGGAUCUUCUCGGCCGAGCUGGGCAGUUGGAAGAGGCGGUGAAACUGAUCGCCGGCAUGCCGAUGGAGCCGAGCGGCGGCGUAUGGGGUGCCUUGUUCAAUGCUUGCACCAUCCACAAGGAUUUCGAACUAGGCAAGAGCGUUGGCAGUCGCAUGAUACGGCUGGAACCUAGCGAUGGCAGCGUGUAUACCCGGUUGGCGAAUAUGUACUGUAAACACCGGGAUUGGGAAGCAGCCGCAGCCGUGAGGAAGAAGAUGCAUGAAAUGGGAGUGGAGAAGACUUCGGGAUGCAGUGCAAUUGAGGUUGAUGGCGCUGUUCGUGAAUUCGUGGCCUCCGAUGCACGGAUCGAUGUGUCCGAGGACUUGUAUGGUGCCGUGGAGAGCCUUGCGGCUCAGGGCCGGCCGCUUCCGGAAGCUCAUAUUCGAAUCUUUUGUGAGUAGGAUAGUUGCUGCAUUAGAAACAGUGAACAGUGGCCCAGCAGCCAUGGGAAGUAAGCUCCAGUAAGAACCUCUUCUAUCCAUACCACCACAAUGCCAUUUGACACUGUGACAGCCACUGGGUAGAGAGGAAACAUCUAGAAAGCAAGUAGAGAAUCCCUGACCUCGUUCGUUUAUGUCGAAACAGACAUAUUCAUUUACCAUCACACCAUCAUCUUCAUCCCUGGAGUGCAGUUCAUUGGUCUUCAAAGAUCCCACUAUAUAUGUUAAAAGUUUUUCAUUCAACUCCAUCAUAUCAUCAAUGUCCUGAUCCGGUUGGGAUUUUUCUCCAGGCUCUCCAGUUGCGGUCGUCGCCUGAGGCUGCGCUUUACAGCUAAUAAUGCAGUAGAUUUUGCUUAGCCGAUGUGGCAGAUCAGCAGGCAUGUUUUUCAACUGAAGGCAUAAGCUCAGAGAGAAAUGUGAUCCGGACAGAGUUGACGAUCGGUCCACAACUUGAUUGUCUUCGUUCAUCACAAAAAGCUCGGAUGAAACAGCAGGCCUGAGAUAGAUCAUAAAUAUGCUGAAUGUUGUUAAUCUACCUUGAUAUGAAAUAUACUGAAAAGUGAAAUUUCAAGAAGAUAAAUAAACUUGGUUCGGAUUACCUUACUAUAAAGAAGGUACGAGGAGUUUGCAUAGGAACCAGCAAUAAUUUAGAGAUAAAGUUCACCAGCAACUGCGACCCGUUACAUAGGAUCAGAGAUGCUGCAUCAUCCGGCUGCACAUUGGUUGCCUCGCUUU